CAGGUUUUCAUCUGAAGCCAACAACCAGAACACAAGCAAGAUGAUUUUCUCUGAAGCUGAGAAGACUGCAAUUGUGUCCCUCUGGGAAAAAGCAUCUGACAAUGUCAAAGCCCUUGGUGCUGAAGUUUUGGAAAGGCUAUUUCUGAGCUUCCCUCAAACUAAGAUUAGCUUCGGCCACAUCGACAUGAGCCCUGAAUCUCAAGAUCUCCAGGUUCAUGGAGGAAAACUCCUGGGUGCCUUUGGAGAGGCCACCAAAUACCUGGACAAUCUGGAUGCUGCUCUCCCCAAGCUGAGUAUCCUGAAUGCUUACCACCUGAAAACAGAUCCUGGAAACUUUAUGCUUCUGUCUUACACUAUCCAGGUGACUCUGGCUGCCAACUUCCAGGCUGAAUUUGAUGCCACCACACAGGCUGCGUGGAACAAGUUUCUUGAUGCCAUCUCUACUUUGCUUACUUCCAAGCACAGAUAAGCCUGUGGCAAAAACACAUCACAUCAAUGGACCAUUUCCAGCAAAUCCACUCCCUGUUCAUGUAAACCUUGUAAACCAGUUUUGUCUUUAUUUGAAAUAAAUAUAAACAAACCCAA
Xenopus laevis (African clawed frog) is the source of this 585-nucleotide messenger RNA. Its product is annotated as MGC82602 protein. The record is from RefSeq and is marked provisional. Lineage: Eukaryota; Metazoa; Chordata; Amphibia; Anura; Pipidae.